Messenger RNA from Trametes versicolor FP-101664 SS1, 705 nucleotides. RefSeq lists its product as uncharacterized. The transcript has a single exon. The annotation marks the transcript as partial. Lineage: Eukaryota; Fungi; Basidiomycota; Agaricomycetes; Polyporales; Polyporaceae. The record is from RefSeq and is a predicted model, not a curated record.
AUGAAGUCCGACAUCAUUGGCGUGGACAAGCAAGACGACCGCGCGGCAGCGCGGCUCUUCUCCUCUGCCGUGAUCGACUACACUUCUCGCAUCCUCCCGGACGAGCUUGGUCUUGUCAUCUACCUCUUCGUCAUCGGGGAGAUCGUCGACGCACAACAGAACCGGACACUCACACACUCAGAGCGCACCAAAAUGCUCUGGCGCGGGCGGUUCUUCCUGGAUGGAUGGCGGCAGCACAUCAUUGAUCAUCCUUUCUAUGCUCUUCAUACGCACUUCAUCACUCGUGAGCUCUACGACAUCCUAUCUAUCUUCAUCAACGCCAUGCUUCUCCUGAUAGUCACUCACCGAGACUAUUUCCCCGAUGCCCCGCUCCUCCACUGGCUGAACUCAACCGAGACAUGCGAACACUUCUUCGGGUGUGCGCGGAAAAUCCAGAAGGAUUUCACAUUCGUCGAGUGGCUUCUAAUGAUCCCGAAGAUAUCAGCACUCAUGGCCGGUGAGCUUCGGAGCAAGCUGAAGGGCGCACAGGAGAAAGCUGCGGUGGCUCGCUUUGGCUACCAUCACUCCUACUUCGACUCUCGCGGCGUGGACCUCGCAAACCUGGCAACAUUCCCGUCAGACACCGAGAUUGAACAGCUGAUCAAUGUUGCACAUACCGAGGCCCAAUCGUUGCUAGCGAUUGUCGGGAUCAACCUGUCCGCGCUU